This is a messenger RNA of Didymodactylos carnosus, 1143 nucleotides long. The record is from the annotation of a GenBank genome assembly. Lineage: Eukaryota; Metazoa; Rotifera; Eurotatoria; Philodinida; Philodinidae.
AUGUCCACUCUCCCUCCAAUAGAUUCUACAGCGCUGCCUGCAGGCAUCAAAUCUCGUUUUAUCGACAAUGUCAAUGGUUUACGUAUGCAUAUUCUCGAAGCUGGUAACGACGACGGUCGUCCUCUACUUCUUCUUCUACACGGUUUCCCAGAAUUAGCUUACUCAUGGCGAAAAAUAAUGAUGCCUCUCGCCGAACAAGGUUACCAUGUUAUAGCACCUGAUCAGCGAGGAUACGGACGUACUACCAGCAGCGAUAACAACAACGACGAUGAUUUUACGUCAUUCAGUAUGCUCAAUUCGUGUCAGGACAUCAUCACACUUCUCUAUCGACUGGGCAAGACGAAAGUAAGAUCAGUCAUGGGACACGACCUCGGUUUAGGUAUUGCAGCAAAUUUGGCAUUGAUAAGACCGGACAUUUUCGAAUCCUUGAUCAUGAUGUCCGCACAAUACUCAGGACCACCUCCUCUAGAUACUCCGUCAAGAACACCAGUUAUCGACGCACUCAAACACUUAGGAAAAAAACAUUAUCAAUGGUACUUUUCGUCCGUGAAACAGGCCGAUUCAGACAUGAUCAACGCUAAACAAGGUCUAAAAGAAUUCUUCCGUGGCUAUCUCUACUUUAAAUCAGCUGAACAUCCAAAGAACAAGAAUAUUUUUGAAUUAAAAGAAUGGAACGCCGAUGAACUGUGUAAACUGCCAGGAUACUAUGUGAUGCAGCUCGAAAGUACAAUGCCAGAGACAGUUCUAUCCAACGUGCCUGACUCUAUCGUACUUCAACGAGAAAUGUCGGCAUGGGUAACCGAAGAUGACCUUCAGAUGUAUAGUGAUGAAUAUCAACGUAGCUCGUUCAGAGGUGGUCUCCAGCAUUACAAGUGUAUGACAAGUGGUUACGACCAAAAUCAAUUGAAAGUUUUCAGCGGAAUGAAAAUUAAAUGUCCUGCUAUGUUUCUUUCUGGAGCAAAUGAUUGGGGUAAUCAGUUGGAACCUGGUUCUAUGAAGAAAAUGGGUACGAAAGAUGUUUGCGAAGAUUGGAGAGGAUGGGAAUUGAUUGAUGGUGCAGGACAUUGGGUACAGGAAGAACAACCGGAGAAAGUGAUUACGGCACUAUUCAAAUUCUUGGACGGAGUUGGAACAAAAAGAUGA